Molecule: messenger RNA, 1820 nt
Organism: Ochotona curzoniae (black-lipped pika)
Lineage: Eukaryota; Metazoa; Chordata; Mammalia; Lagomorpha; Ochotonidae
Gene: GRB14
Product: growth factor receptor bound protein 14
Exons: 14
Coding region: 1-1605 (534 amino acids)
Biological process (GO): negative regulation of insulin receptor signaling pathway; insulin receptor signaling pathway
Cellular component (GO): plasma membrane; cytoplasm
Source: RefSeq, a predicted model, not a curated record
AUGACCACUUCCCUGCAAGAUGGGCUGAGCGCCGCCGACAGGGCGGCUGCCCGCGACUCGCCGCUGGCCGCCCAGGUGGACGGCGCUGCCCAGGGGAGGGGCGACGCCCACGACCCCGCGCCGGCGUCCAGGCUGCCCCCUGCGGACGCGACCCGCGGCUGGGCGGCCGACAGGAGAAAAAAGAAAGAUCUUGAUGCUCUGGAAAUGCCAUCCAUUCCCAACCCUUUUCCUGAGCUGUGCUGUUCUCCGUUUACAUCUGUGUUGUCAGCAGGCCUCUUUCCCAAAGCAAAUUCAAGGAAAAAACAGGUGAUUAAAGUAUACAGUGAAGAUGAGACUAGCAGGGCCCUUGAGGUUCCCAAUGACAUAACAGCCAGAGACGUUUGCCAGUUGUUGAUCCUGAGGAGUCAUUGUGUUGAUGACCACAGCUGGACACUUUUUGAGCACCUACCUCACAUAGGUGUAGAAAGAAUAAUAGAAGACCAUGAACUAGUGACCGAAGUGCUAUCUAACUGGGGAAUGGACGAAGACAAUAAGUUGUUCUUUAGAAAAAAUUAUGCCAAAUAUGAAUUCUUUAAAAACCCAAUGUAUUUUUUUCCAGAACAUAUGGUGUCUUUUGCAACUGAAACCAAUGGUGAAAUUUCCCCCACACAGAUUUUGCAGAUGUUUCUGAGUUCAAGCACAUAUCCUGAAAUCCAUGGCUUCUUACAUGCAAAAGAACAGGGAAAGAAGUCCUGGAAAAAGGUUUACUUCCUGUUAAGAAGAUCUGGUUUAUAUUUUUCUACUAAAGGGACAUCAAAGGAACCCCGACAUUUGCAAUUUUUCAGCGAAUUUGGCAAUAGUGAUAUAUAUGUGUCACUGGCAGGCAAAAAAAAACACGGAGCACCAACUAACUACGGAUUCUGCUUUAAGCCUAACAAAGCAGGAGGGCCCCGAGACCUGAAAAUGCUCUGUGCAGAAGGAGAGCAGAGUAGGACGUGCUGGGUGACUGCGAUUAGAUUGCUUAAGUAUGGCAUGCAGCUCUACCAGAAUUACAUACAUCCAUUUCAAGGUAGAAGUGGCUGCAGCUCUCAGAGUCUGUCACCCCUGAGAAGUAUAUCAGAGAAUUCCCUGGUAGCCAUGGACUUCUCAGGUCAGAAAAGCAGAGUUAUAGAAAACCCGACAGAAGCCCUUUCUGUUGCAGUCGAAGAAGGACUGGCUUGGAGGAAAAAAGGAUGCUUACGCCUGGGCAUCCAUGGUAGUCCCACUGCUUCUCUGCAGAGUUCAGCCGCAACCUUGGCUAUCCACCGCUCCCAACCAUGGUUUCACCACAGAAUUUCUAGAGAGGAAGCUCAACGACUGAUUAUUCAGCAAGGAUCUGUAGAUGGAGUUUUCUUGGUACGAGAUAGUCAGAGUAACCCCAAAACUUUUGUACUGUCAAUGAGUCAUGGACAAAAAAUAAAGCACUUUCAAAUUAUACCAGUUGAAGACAACGGUGCAAUGUUCCAUACACUAGAUGAUGGACACACAAGAUUUACAGAUCUGAUUCAGUUGGUGGAGUUCUAUCAGCUCAAUAAAGGUGUUCUUCCUUGCAAGUUGAAGCAUUAUUGUGCUAGGAUUGUUAUUUAGACAAACCAGAAGUGACCUGUGAAACUAUUGAAGGAAAAAAGGACUUAAGAAGAAAAGUAAAAGAACAAGACCUUAAGUAAGGGUGAACAUGUUACCCAUGAGCAAAAGAAUGUAAUUCAUCCACAAGUUAAAAAGAAAUAGUUGUGCAUUACAAAUAAGCAAAGACUUGGAUUGAUAGUACAUAUACCAUUUAAAGUUCAUUCAUUAAAAUUAAA